AUGUUGCUUCUGAGCAUUCCAUCGUAUCAAGUCCGAAACGAUUAUGUCGUGUACAACAUCAAUGUGACUGUCAGUUCAACUGAAGUCUAUACAUCAAAAAAGAGAUAUUCCAAUUUACGAGAGUUUCACACAAGUGUCGUUUGCACAAUUCUAAGUAAAGACAAACAAUCGUUGCUGAAAUUUCCUUCAAAAAUUGUGUUCGGAAACAUGAAGAAGGAUGUGAUUGAAAAGAGACUUGUCCAAUUGGAGAAAUAUUUACAGACUUUGGUAUCCAUCAUUGAUCAAGAAAAUUUGAAUGACCUGCGUGAUGAAAUUCUCAAGUUCUUUCAUUCGGACGCUAUUGAGAACUCACCCAAAAAGACAUUUAGCAUCGUUGAAAAUUCACAAGAAGAAAAGUGUUAUAAGGAAAUGACACACUUGCAACUCUUGUUGAAUGAUUCGGAAUGUUAUUGGCUUCCAUUUUGUGCACUUUUUCGACAUGGAAGGCUAACAAUUUCCAGUGUCACUGGUGGUAAUUGCAAAUUAGAUCAAGAUGCAGAGUCUGUGGUUCUUCAAUCCAUCUCUGAAUUGAAUGAUUCACUUGGUCAGAACUCGUUUUAUUCCAGAUCACAAACCUUUGUUAAUGGAUUUGUAUUGAAAAUGCAUAAUAUGGCUCUCAGUGUUGGUACAUUGAUCAAACUCUUACUGAAUAUGGAAGAAGAAGAAGAACAAUCACAGUGCAUUAACGAUAUCAUUCAUCAAUGUACAGCAUCUUUGGAUGAAGCCACAGAGCUGAAAAAUACUCUCACCAAAGACUUCUUUGAGCCAAUGUGGAAAAUAAUUUCUAAAAGAAGUUUGGAUGAAAAAACCUAUAACGAUAUUUACCUUUCUCUUGUGCUUUUGGGAGUGAAUGUAAAAUUUAGAUCUAAUGAUAUUUUAUUGACAGCGAUCGAUUUAAAUAGUGAUUUUUUCUCAAAAGCCAUGGAGUACAAUUCUGCAUUUGUUAACAGAGCCACUGGUUAUGAAGAUGAAUUUUCGUACAUUAGUUUCGCACUGAAUGACUCUAUAGAUCCUCAAUCGAACGAUGAACCUCAAAGUAAAUAUCAACAUGUUGUGACCAAUAUAUGGAACCAACUAGAAACAAGAAAAGAACGAGACAAGCAAGAAAAGCUUAAAGAACGAUUCGAGAUUGCAACGGAGGAGUGUGAAAAAAAGACAAGCUUUUUCAUUUCUCUUUCUCAAUUACUCAUCAAAGUUGCAAAAAGUAUGCUGUCACUCCAAAACAGAAUUGACGAUGAAUCUCUCAUCCUCAAUGUUGUUCCUGAAAUUAAGGAAAAUUUGGAGGAACUUCAAGAAUCUCUUCUACGGAUACAGAAACGUUGUGAUUCAUUUAUUGAACAACAAGAGUUGAAAGCAAAACAACAUUAA
Messenger RNA from Naegleria lovaniensis, 1407 nucleotides. RefSeq lists its product as uncharacterized. The transcript has a single exon. Bases 1 to 1407 code for a protein of 468 amino acids. Lineage: Eukaryota; Heterolobosea; Eutetramitea; Acrasida; Naegleriidae. Gene Ontology annotation, molecular function: phosphatidylinositol binding. The record is from RefSeq and is a predicted model, not a curated record.